AUGCGAGGUCCUAAAGCUGGUGUCCGUUUACUUCUAGAAAAGUCCGAAUGUCUUAUUCUAGAAGCCCCGCUCGUGAAGAAGUACGAUAUAAUUCGGAGGGUCCGUAAGGCCCUGAUCGAAAUGUCUGUGUCCGGUCGUUUUGCUGCUAUACAUGCCCAGAACCUUGCAUCUGGCCCCCUGAAACCACGCCCAAUGGAUUUCUAG
This is a messenger RNA of Penicillium hordei, 204 nucleotides long. RefSeq lists its product as uncharacterized. The record is from RefSeq and is a predicted model, not a curated record. NCBI's taxonomy places the organism in Eukaryota, Fungi, Ascomycota, Eurotiomycetes, Eurotiales, Aspergillaceae. The transcript has 2 exons. The coding region runs from base 1 to 204 and encodes 67 amino acids.